Messenger RNA from Acaulospora colombiana, 606 nucleotides. Lineage: Eukaryota; Fungi; Glomeromycota; Glomeromycetes; Diversisporales; Acaulosporaceae. The record is from the annotation of a GenBank genome assembly.
AUGGAGGCCGUUGCGAAUGCUCUUAAUCUCGAUUUUGAUUUUUUCGAGGCUAUUUCCAAAGACGACUAUAAAACUCUCAACGAAUAUGAAAGUGACCUGGCACCUCCUCAAAAAGCUUGCUACGUCAGUCAUUAUAAAGUUUGGCAAUUAGUAGCCCAACGUAAUUCAAGUGCAUUAAUUUUAGAAGAUGAUGUAGAUUUCGAAAUGAACAUAUCGUCAGUAAUGUUAGAAAUUCUUCGUAUAUUACCUGCUGAUUGGGAAAUGUUAUAUCUUGGACAUUGUAGUCAAGAAGAUUUUGGUGAACCUUUGGGCGAAUCGAGUGGCUUUAAAUUAUUUAAAUCAACAAGACCGUCUUGUACACAUGCUUACGCUGUUUCGUCAUCGGGUGCCGCCAAGUUAUUAGAAUUACUUGUCAAUCCAAAAAUGCCGGUCGAUGUGGAGUUGGUCUUUAAUAUUGAACCAGGAAAAAUCAUCUCCUAUAGUAUUGAGCCACCGCUUAUUGCGCAAUGGAAAUCCCCUGACAACCCAUCGGAUAUUUCCCCCGGAGCAAUGGACGAAAUGCAACAUUUGCAAAAUUCUACAUUACAUUAUCUUGGGUUAAGUUAA